AUGGAAAGUGCGUUCCUGCGCUGCCAUAAAACCUCGCGCCGGCCACAAACCGUCCAAAAUCGCCCACGCCCACGCUCACGCUCACGCUCACGCCCACGCCCACCCACACGCAAGACGCUCCUUCCACCACCUGUCAUUCUCAAUCCGGAUGCGGAUUCCUUGAAGGGAGACGUUGGCGCAGCAUCUUUCGAAGCCACCAGGAUGGCGCUGAUCCUGCCCAAGGGCAUUGUGGUCAACAGUGAUCAGAUCAACGACAGUAUCCAGAGCAUUGCGCUGGAGCCAUUGGAUGCGGCGGAGAUAGCCAAGUUCUGGAAAGUAUAUACUACAACGAAAAGAAGACUGCUGGAUCCUACUGCAGAGCGUUUGGAGAACUACUGGUGGCGAAUAUGGCACAGCGACAGGCAAUACCUAGACGCGGCAACGAUAGCUCGACUCUUCGCUCACAUAUCAGAUGGUCCGACAUUCAUGCCACUCAGAGGACCUCCAAACCGACAUGAAGGGCCGUCACCACCGAACAGAAGUAUGCAUCAGCAUAGGCCUGGAACCUCGAGUACUACUGCUCUGCAACAGCCUCCCCCUAGUGGACCUAGCAUAGGGACGACUACAACGGCGAGGUCUAAAGCCCCAGUCCCCAUGCCGCAUCCUAUCUUGAAAAAGACGCGAGGCCCAUCCACUGGUGGACCCCGCCCGACCGCUCGAUUUAUCUCACCCCAUGAGUCCGAACACGAGAAAGAAGACACUUCCCCGGCCAGUCCAAUCUCCCACGUCGCCAUGCAACCUCCUUCGCCGGACCCGAAAGAUGCAAAGCCUGACAAGAAACCACUCGGUACAGGGAGUAAGAAAAAAGCUGGAUUUAUGGCCUCGAAGAAGAAACGACCGGUUAUUGUCAGACGCCAGAGCUCUCUGUCGUCUGCAGAUGCUGCAGCGAAAGAAGCUGAAGCCUCACAAGCGGCUGUCGGAUUUCCAUCCUCUCUGGACCCGCCUCCAAAGAAUUCUGGCAGAAUUCAGUCAAAGUUUCAGGAGAACUUCUCACCACCCCCGGAAAGGUUUAGAGGGCCGAAGAAGCGACUAGGCGAAUUGAAAAGAACUUCACCACGAAAACCAGCGUCAGGAAAAGGACGUGCGGCGCCCCACCAGCGAUUAUCUGAAGGAACGGUGGCUACUCCAGGUGGUGACCCCGGUCCAUCGACACAACUUUGCCGCAUAGAAAAUCGUCAGAGUGCUGAGGAAGUACCAGAGGAGCCCACCCCGGAAGAACUCGAGGAAGUCGAGGAGGAAGUCGAGGAGGAACUCGAGAUGCAGAGAAUUCUUCUCGCAGAAGCGAAUGCUCGUGUACAGAAGCGACGUCCCAAGCCAGGACCAGAGUCUUCCGAACAUAUGCAGAGCAAAUCUGUACGGUCUAAAUCAGCGGGAAACCUCGGUCUUAUGUGUAACGACCACAAAGGUUCUCCCAGUCUGGCGCCUUCCCUUGCAGCCGCCACCGGACUGGUGCUUGGAACAUCUCCUUCUGGACCCCGCGACAUCCAGCGCUCGACGAGACGCAUCCCCGAAGGCAAGGGCAAGGGGAAAGAAAUCGAAGAUGAUGAGGCAGGCCCGCUAGAAGAUGUCUUUGCUAGAAUACCCGUGCCACGAGCGAAAUCGACAUCGGGGGUCGAGGCACUGAGUAGAAGCAAGAGCCAACUGACGCUGUUGCUGAAGCGGGAUGAGGAGAAGGCGAGUCGGAAUAGCGAAAAGCAUGGGAAUGAUAAGGGGAAGGGCAAGUUGUGGUGA
Messenger RNA from Drepanopeziza brunnea f. sp. 'multigermtubi' MB_m1, 1770 nucleotides. RefSeq lists its product as uncharacterized. The record is from RefSeq and is a predicted model, not a curated record. Lineage: Eukaryota; Fungi; Ascomycota; Leotiomycetes; Helotiales; Drepanopezizaceae.